UGCGGCCACUACUUCGACGUCCCGUGCCUUAUCAAUCUAGUCGAGGUCGCCACGCGCGACGAGUCUCUCUUCCCGCCAAGCUGUUGCCACCAGCGCAUCCUUGACCGCUCCUUCACCCGAUUCAUGCCUUCGGCGUUGAGAGACGUGUUCGCCGUGAAGGAUGUGGAAUUCAGCACUACAUGCCGCGUGUACUGUGCCAAGCCGUCCUGCAGCCGCUUCCUCGGCGCGCGCCGCAAGGACUCUUUCGCCCCCGUGUUGUCUUGUCCAUCCCCAGGCUGCGGGACCCAUACAUGCAGCCGCUGCAGGGGCGCUGUGCAUCCCGGCCGCGGGCACCGGUGCGAGCACGAUUCUGGGCAGAAAGCUGUGCUCGAACUCGCAAGCCAGAAGGGAUGGGCGCGCUGCCCUGCGUGCGACCAGAUGAUCGAGCUGCGUAGCGGGUGCUAUCAUAUGACGUGCGUGUGCGCGGUCCAGUUCUGCUACCUCUGCAAGUCGCUGUGGAAGACGUGCCACUGUCCCCGG
This is a messenger RNA of Postia placenta MAD-698-R-SB12, 519 nucleotides long. RefSeq lists its product as hypothetical. Gene Ontology annotation, biological process: protein polyubiquitination; ubiquitin-dependent protein catabolic process; positive regulation of proteasomal ubiquitin-dependent protein catabolic process. The annotation marks the transcript as partial. Lineage: Eukaryota; Fungi; Basidiomycota; Agaricomycetes; Polyporales; Adustoporiaceae. The record is from RefSeq and is a predicted model, not a curated record. Gene Ontology annotation, molecular function: ubiquitin conjugating enzyme binding; zinc ion binding; ubiquitin protein ligase activity. Gene Ontology annotation, cellular component: cytoplasm; ubiquitin ligase complex. The transcript has a single exon.